CAAGCAUCCAGAUAUUUAAGACGACCUCAGAGCUCGAAUCCCCCCAAAGCAUUUUCUACUCACACCACAGCAUUCAGCAUUCAGGCAAAAAGCAACAGCAUUACUACAUCACGCCAAUAACAUCCAAACCUAUCAAAGUCAAUCAAGACUUUCAAACCCCAACACACCAAUGGCAUCAGUCUCAUCAUCUGUGGAGAGCAUGUCUCGCUGCUCAACCCCAGGCAGCAGCAUCUCCGGAGAAUCUCCCAUGCGCAGUUUCGGCGAUAGCUACUUCGAGAGCGUCAACACCAUGACCGUCGAGUACCUCACGAAGAAGAAACAAUCAAAGUCCACCGCCACCACCCCGUCGGUAGAAUCUCCCAUGCGCAGCUUCGGAGACAGCUACUUCGAGAACGUCAACGCCAUGACCGUCGAGUACCUCACAAAGAAGAAGCAAACAAAGACCGCCAGCAGACCUCAGCUAGUGAAGAUGAACAGCUAUGGUAGCUCGUGGUUCGACAACCAAGCGUCGCAGUUCGAGGAGUGGCAGAAGGCCAAGCAAGCUCGAUUGGCUUGAACAAUAACAAUACCUUUUUACGACUUUUCAUACCUUAUCAUGGCGUCACAUAUUGGAAGCGACUUUUGUUUAUGAGCGAUGAAGCAAGCCGGCGAUGAUAGAGCGGCAAACGAGGAUGUUUGGGAUUUUGGGAUACAGCGGGCUUUGGAGAUCUCCUUUUAGAAGAAGAGUUGAGACACAUACCAUCAUUUAAGACAUGUUAGAGGGAUAAGGUCCUUGAGGCUUUACGAUAAUACAAAGAUUUUGGGAUCUUAGCAGCACACUUUUUCCACUCUCCG
This is a messenger RNA of Exophiala viscosa, 834 nucleotides long. RefSeq lists its product as uncharacterized. Bases 170 to 556 code for a protein of 128 amino acids. The record is from RefSeq and is a predicted model, not a curated record. NCBI's taxonomy places the organism in Eukaryota, Fungi, Ascomycota, Eurotiomycetes, Chaetothyriales, Herpotrichiellaceae. The transcript has a single exon.